Molecule: messenger RNA, 2540 nt
Organism: Podarcis raffonei (Aeolian wall lizard)
Lineage: Eukaryota; Metazoa; Chordata; Lepidosauria; Squamata; Lacertidae
Gene: GPR25
Product: G protein-coupled receptor 25
Exons: 1
Coding region: 825-1946 (373 amino acids)
Biological process (GO): G protein-coupled receptor signaling pathway
Cellular component (GO): membrane
Molecular function (GO): G protein-coupled receptor activity
Source: RefSeq, a predicted model, not a curated record
UUCUUCUUUACAUUUCUAUACCACCCAUCCUCUGAGGAUCACAGGGCGGUUGACAAUAUAAAAGCACAAAGCACAUACCCUAGUAACAAAGAAAAGCAAUAAAUCCACCCUCACACACUUUAAAAAGCCAUCAAUUGUUUAAUUAGCCAAAAGCUUGGGUUUUUGCCUGGCACCUAAUUUAACACUAGCAAUUUAAUAGAUUUGAGAGCUCAGGUGGAAACCCUAUUGCAAAUAAAGCAGUAGUGUCAAAGAGCAAAGCUUGACAUUAUACUCUGUGUGAAGACAAACAAUUUUGUAUAUGAUGAUCAUUUCGUUUAAGAAUCACUUGAGACAUCCUGAAAACAAUGCUAUUUAAUAAAAACAUAUAUAAAACUAUAUAUUCAAAUCCAUUAUAGAUACUAACAUCUCCAUCUAAAAGGCCUGUUUUAUGCAUGUUUAUGGCCAGUGAUUCAUCGCACUUAAAAAAAUAAAAUCAAAAUUCAGCAACGAGAAAAGCAGUUGUCAUUGAGUUUGCACAUUGUGGCACACUCCACACCACUGAGUGCGUAUGUGCCCCUGGCCACACCCAGGAAUGCCAAUACCCACUUUCUGCAAUCUUGGGUUUCCAAAAUUAGGUUGAUCUGAUACCUUCUAGCUUGGCCCCACCCUUUAACUCUUCUUGAAAACAAAAGGAAGUCACCACAGAUCGUUAAAAGCAACAAGAAAACAACUUCUCCAUUUUUUAAAAAAAAAUUAAGACACCCAGCCUGUUACAGAUCAUAGUGCUUUGGCCAGCCUAUGCAAUAGCAGCAACUUAAUACUCUUUGGUUGGUCCUUGACAAGAGAUGGAACCUGCUCAGAUGGUGACUGGAUCAUCGAUGACUGAAACCUGGAGCGGAGAUUUUGAGUCAUCCGCUAUAGACAAUUAUGGUGACCUGGUGAAUUAUGGCAUUUGCCACCUGCAAGAACUGCCAUUUGCCUAUAUCUUUAUCCCCACCGUCUACUACAUUACUUUCCUCAUUGGUUUCUUCGGGAACCUCUUUGUGAUCCUGUUGAUGGCACGAAAGGAAGGCCGGAAGAGGCUCGUGGACACCUUUGUCCUCAACCUGGCCGUGGCUGACCUGGUCUUCGUAUGCACCCUGCCUUUCUGGGCUGUAUCAAAAGCCCUUGGUUACUGGUGCUUUGGCGAGGGGCUAUGCAAGUUGAGUAGCUACGCCAUCACUGUGAACCGUUGCUCUAGCAUCUUGUUCCUGAUGGGCAUGAGUGUGGAACGCUUCCUCGUGAUGACCAAGCAGUGGGAUUCCAGGACCAUCAGCACCAGGAAGAGCAUAGCUGUGAGCUGUGGUUGCAUCUGGGUGUUCUCCCUUCUGCUGGGGAUGCCAUCUCUAUUCUACAGAAAGUUGAACCCGGUGGAUGACAAGUAUUUGUGCCAUGACAUGCCCUCCCCCACCUUCAGCUUGAUUAUGCUCAUCUUGACCUUCCUCCUGCCUUUGGGAGUAAUCUUGUUCUGCUACUGCUCUAUCUUCUCCAAGCUUCGGAGCCAUGUCCACCUAGGCAAGAGGAGAAACAAUGCCCUCAAGAUCAUCUUUGCCAUCGUUGGAGCAUUCAUCUGUUCUUGGCUGCCCUUCAACGUGUUAAAGGCAUUCUUCGUCUUCACCAUGGCCCAGGACAUCCAUCUCCGCUGCUCAGCAAUGAUGGCUCUCACGUGGGGGCUGACCAUCAGUGCUUGCCUGGCAUUCGCAAACAGCUGUGUUAACCCUAUCAUCUAUGUCUUUAUGGAUCAGCAAUUCCGACAGCAGGCCCUGAAGCAUUUCCCUGCUUUCUGCAGCAAAAGGGGAAAUGUGCAAAGUUCAGCCCUGUCCUUUUCAUCCACAGACACAAGCCUCCUAUUUGCCAGCAGGAAGAAGCCCACACCAGCAACAUCAGCUCGGGCAGGAGACCCAGAGAGCAAAGGGGUAGGUUUGUAACCCUCCAAGAGUAGUAUAAUGUUGGCUGGACUGCUGCGAAAAGCCAGCAAGAUUUCUGGGCUAUGCUAGUUGGGGAAAGGAGCGCAGGGAGAUGAGUUAGAAGCCUGUACUAAGUAUGCCAAAGGAAUGGGUAUAAAGAUUCUGACCAUUUGAUGUAAAUCACAGUAAUAUCAAGGAGGUAGAAUUCAGUUAUCCAAACAUGUAUAUCAAAUGCAUAAAAUCAACUCCCACUUAUGUAAAUUGCCUACCAAUUGCUACUGCACAAUAAGCAGGCAGAUUUAACCUAUGUAAGACUUCAUAAAAUGAUUUCAACUGUCUAAAAUGGUGGUAUUAUAGAUUUAAAUAGUUGCAAUUACAGUAAUAUAUGCUGGUGAAAAGUGAAUGCUUUUAGCUGUAUGUACAGUUGCUUGCCAUCUGCUUAUCUCCCCAUAUCUAGAUUUCAUGUAGCUUUUACUAGUUUGAUGAACAGCUGUUGAUCCUUGAUUGAAAAUAUGCUUAAAUGAAUAGAGAAGGAAAAUGAAAAAAGUUGUUGUGUAAUUCUAUAUCAAAUAUUCUUUGAAGCAAUAAUGUGAAAAACCACCUGCCAAAAAAGCA